UAGUGCUCGGCGGCUCGGAUCCCGUUGGCCCGGUCCGGCCCGCACGGCGCUGGGCGCGGAGAACGGCCAUGCAGCCGCGGCGCAGCAUCGUGGAGGUGAAGGUGCUGGACGUGCAGAAGCGGCGCGUGCCCAACAAGCAUUAUGUCUACAUCAUCCGAGUCACGUGGUCCAGUGGCACCACAGAGGCCAUCUACCGACGCUACAGCAAGUUCUUUGACCUCCAGAUGCAGAUGCUGGACAAGUUCCCCAUGGAAGGAGGACAGAAGGAUCCCAAGCAGAGGAUCAUUCCAUUUCUGCCAGGCAAAAUCCUCUUCCGCCGCAGCCACAUCCGGGACGUGGCUGUCAAACGCCUGAUACCGAUUGACGAGUACUGCAAGGCCCUGAUCCAGCUGCCCCCCUACAUCUCUCAGUGUGAUGAGGUACUGCAGUUUUUUGAGACAAGACCUGAGGACCUGAAUCCUCCCAAAGAGGAGCAUAUUGGGAAGAAGAAAUCAGGGAGUGACCUGACCUCAGUGGACCCCAUGGUCCUGGAGCAGUAUGUGGUGGUGGCAGAUUAUCAGAAGCAGGAGAGCUCAGAGAUCAGCCUCAGCGUGGGCCAGGUAGUGGACAUCAUUGAGAAGAACGAGUCAGGUUGGUGGUUCGUCAGCACCGCUGAGGAGCAAGGCUGGGUCCCUGCCACCUGCCUCGAGGGCCAGGACGGUGUGCAAGAUGAGUUUUCCCUCCAGCCUGAAGAAGUCUCCUGGAGGUACUGCUCUCUGCCCCGGUCUGUGGGUCGCCGCCGGACUCUGGGGGACUUGUAUGCCAUCAGCUGGCGUCAAGAGGAGAAGUAUACGGUCAUCUACCCGUACACAGCUCGUGACCAGGACGAAAUGAACCUAGAACGAGGAGCUGUGGUGGAGGUCACCCAGAAGAACCUGGAAGGCUGGUGGAAGAUCAGGUUCCAGGGCAAAGAGGGCUGGGCCCCUGCUUCCUACCUAAAGAAGAGCAGUGGGGAGCCCUUGCCCCCAAAGCUGGGCCCCAGCUCAUCAGCCCACUCGGGGUCCCUUGACCUGGAUGGUGUUUCUCGGCAGCAGAAUGCUCUGGGCAGGGAGAAGGAGCUACUCAACAACCAGAGGGAUGGCCGGUUUGAAGGUCGCCUGGUGCCAGAUGGUGACGUUAAACAGAGAUCACCAAAGAUGAGGCAAAGACCCCCUCCUCGCCGGGACAUGACUAUUCCUCGAGGCCUCAACCUGCCGAAGCCUCCCAUCCCACCUCAGGUGGAAGAAGAGUUUUACACCAUUGCAGAGUUCCAGACCACCAUCCCAGACGGCAUCAGCUUCCAGGCCGGCCUGAAGGUCGAGGUGAUUGAGAAGAGUUUAAGUGGUUGGUGGUACAUUCAGAUGGACGAUAAGGAGGGAUGGGCUCCAGCAACCUUCAUUGACAAGUACAAGAAGACCAGCAGUGCCUCAAGGCCCAACUUCCUGGCCCCCCUCCCUCAUGAGAUGACUCAGCUCCGGCUUGGGGAUGCAGCUGCAAUGGAGAACAGUCUGGGUCCAGAAGCAGUGGGGCCCUCCAGGCCCCUGCCUGAGGCACCACAUGGUGCUAUGGACUCUGGGAUGCUGUGGUCCAAAGACUGGAAAGGGGGAAAAGAGACCCCAAGAAAGGCAUCUUCAGACCUGUCUGCAUCAGCAGGCUAUGAGGAGAUCUCAGACCCCACACAGGAGGAGAAGCCCACCCUCCCUCCACGCAAAGAGUCCAUCAUCAAGUCUGAGGAGGAGCUGCUGGAGAGGGAGAGACAGAAGAUGGAGCCACUCCGGGGCUCCUCCCCCAAGCCACCUGGCAUGAUUUUGCCAAUGGUUCCAGCCAAGCAUGCCUCACCAGCCCGGGACAGCAGGAAGCCAGAGCCCAAACCUGACAAAAGCAAGUUGUUCCCACUGAAAAACGACAUGGGACUGGAGUGCGGCCACAAGGUGCUGGCCAAGGAAGUAAAGAAGCCCAACCUCCGUCCCAUCCCCAGGUCCAAAGCCGAGCUGCCUGAGGAGAAGGUGGAAGCCACUCCCCAAAAUCUGUUCUUGAAGUCCAGACCUCAGGUUAGGCCCAAACCAACUCCUUCCCCUAAGACAGAGCCAGCUCAGAGUGAAGAUCAAGUGGACGUCUGCAACCUCAGGAGCAAGCUCAAACCUGCCAAGUCCCAGGAAAGAGCCUUAUUGGAUGGGGAGAGCCACCAUGCUGCUGGGGGCCAUGACACAGCUCUCAGCCGAAGCUUCCUUCCAGCCGAUGGUCCUGGCCGUGGUCAGGACAGGUCUGGCAGACAGGAUGGGCUGAGUCCAAAGGAGACACCCUGCAGAGCCCCUCCCAGGCCAGCCAAGACCACAGACCCUGCACCCAAAAAUUUGCCUAUGCCUGUCCAAGAAGCCACCCAGCAAAGACCGGUGGUCCCACCUCGGAGACCCCCACCCCCCAAGAAAACCUCCUCAUCACCAUUGUCCUGCAGGCCCCUCCCAGAGGUCAGAGGACCACAGCGUGAAGCGAACGAAAGCAGGGCCGUUCCUGCCCCAGGCCGUGCCCUCCUUGUCCCUCCAAAAGCCAAACCCUUCCUAACCAACUCCUCCAUAGGCCAGGAUGACAUGCGAAGCAAAGGUGGGCUGGGACCACGCCUGGCUGGCAAGGGGGGAGAAAACAGAGAGAAAGCAGCCUCCUUCCUCAAUGCUGAUGGCCCAAAGGACUCACUGUAUGUGGCUGUGGCCAACUUUGAAGGAGAUGAAGACACCAGCAGCUUCCAAGAAGGGACAGUGUUUGAAGUUCGGGAGAAGAACAGCAGUGGCUGGUGGUUCUGCCAGGUCCUCAGUGGGGCUCCUUCCUGGGAAGGCUGGAUUCCUUCCAACUACCUCCGGAAGAAACCUUAGCUUCCCCACCCUGCCCAGAGACCCCACAGUUCCUGCCAGCCUAUUCCACGUAUUUAAUAUGCAUCUUAAUUUAUCUGUCUCCACACAGUUUCAAGGAAGGAGGUCAUUGGGGUGCUGUGCCUUCUUCCCUCCCCGAGUGGAGAAUGCUUGGUGCAGAGAUAUCCUGUCACCUGGGGUCUGAUUCUCCUGUUGUGGCACCCCCAAAAGGCUCGAAAGCCACGGCCUUUGCUAGGUAGAAAUCACAUCAACAUCUUUCUCUAUAGUAGCACCCAUCCUCCUAGUCAAUAGUAUUGUCACCUAGGAGCAGGACAGUGACACUCUCGGAUCUCCAGGACUGAGACCUGUCACCUGGAGAGCUUCCAGACUGCACCUCAGUGCUCAGAUGUGGCAUAGUGGGACAGCCCACACAGCCUGUGACAACUCGCUCUGACAUCGCCAAUGUUUCCGGAAGCCCGGUAGUGGCUUUGUUCAGUGUCCCCAGAAUGCCUGGUAGCCAGAAGAACCGUGCCCUGAUGGAAUCAGCUUCCAGGCUUUCCGUUUGUAAGUCCUGACCAGAUGCAGCUUCCAUGAGGUGAUCCUGAAGAUUCACUCACUCAUCCUGCCUCCCAUCUGCCUCAGAUAGUGAUCAGUCCUAAAGGAGUAUGCAUCACUUCACAGCUGCAGCCUCUGGUCCAUUCAGGACUUUUAAAUGACAAAAGCCUCCCAGUCCCACCGACCCCAGUCCCUAAAACAAGAGUCUCCAAGUUUGUUUAAAUAAGGGGCCCUUCACAAGGCAUACAGCCUGUGAGAGCUUUUUUGCCCAGUAGGUGCCAAACUGCCCUUGGCCUUUUGCCUUCAUAUCCAAACCUUCAACCAGCCCCCACUAUUCUGUCACACCCCAGGACGUACCAGCUAGGAAGAGGAGGGAAGAGGUUGGAGUCCAGGCCUGCCUGAUUCCAACACCCAUGUUCUUCUCCUGGGGAGAACAAGCCAGUGAGGGAGGAGAUGCGGGUUGACUGGGAAUCAGGGCAGAUGGUCUGGGGCUUCCUUGUGGUAUGAGCAAGGGGACAGUAGUGACUGCCCUAGACUUGUGGCUGCUUCUCUGGGGCAGGGUAUGCUUGGUAGCUGGCACAGAGCUUGUAGGCUGGUACCCCGUGAGGGGAAGGGGAAUACAGAGAGCUGAGGCAGUAUCUCUUGGUGGUUUAAAGAGGGCUCUGGUGGCCAAGAACCAGCAGCUGGGUCUGUGGUAAACUAAGCAGAGCAGUAGUAGCCCAGACCCUGCAGUAGCCAAGACUCUGCCCCAGCAGGUGUGGCUUCCUGGAUAACUGCUUUUUAGUGUGGGCACACUCUCUCUGGGAGGAGCCCAGGGCAGCCCUUCCCUAUUUUGACUAGACUUGACUGGGACCUCAAAAGGUCUGCUUAGCUAUUGCAGGGCUAAAAUCAGGACUCAGAUUUCUAGCCCCCAGCCCACAGCAAUUUGUACCUAUGAAGAGGCUUCCUGUAAACGAGGGGUGGAGUUGAGAGAACAGAACUCCAUCUCAUCCCAAAGACCCUGCAGAAGAGACCGCCCAUCCUGCCCUACACCGACCCCAGAAAUCUCUCACUCACACCACACCCUUUUUUUUUAACCUGUGCUUUGGGAACCGCAAAGCCCCCUUCCUCAAGAUGUUUGCAUCUUACCUGCAGUGCCAAAGAUUGUGUGCAAGCAGAUCUCUUCUGCGCCCCCACCCCUUCCCAGCCCAGUCUCUGUGCCCACUGCCUCUGAUUGCUUUCCUCUGACCCAUGGUGGCACCAUGGCUCUCUUCCUCUGCUCAGCCCCACUGCCCCCUGCCCCCCACCCCAGAGUACUGGGCCAGGGUAUGAUGCCCCUCCUGAAGGACAUUCCUGCUUAGUCUAUGCCCAGGGCCUCAGGAGAAAGAGGCGGUUAGGGAGAGGGGAGGCUCAGAGUCUUAGCACUCCCUCAAGGCUACAUACACCCCACUGUGCAGGAAGCCUGGUAGCUUUUGUUUUUUGAGUUUCAACACCUUCCUUUGGAUAGCUUUCAUGAAGCUGUUUUAUAGGUCUCUGAAGAGGCAAAGAUUUUUGUUUGUUUGGUUGGUCUUUUGAGGGGGUUGGU
This is a messenger RNA of Onychomys torridus (southern grasshopper mouse), 4980 nucleotides long. It is a transcript of the gene Sh3pxd2b, whose product is annotated as SH3 and PX domains 2B. The transcript has 14 exons. Gene Ontology annotation, molecular function: superoxide-generating NADPH oxidase activator activity; protein binding; phosphatidylinositol binding. The record is from RefSeq and is a predicted model, not a curated record. NCBI's taxonomy places the organism in Eukaryota, Metazoa, Chordata, Mammalia, Rodentia, Cricetidae. Gene Ontology annotation, biological process: superoxide anion generation. The coding region runs from base 69 to 2885 and encodes 938 amino acids.